GGAAGUAGUCCGUCACUGAAAUGUUACCGUAUGGCGUCUGACAACAUGGCGGCACUCAGUGCGCUUUUUCUUUGGCGCCGCUUAGGACAUUGGGGCUGUCGUCGCUUUUGGCAGUUUAACAUGCACAAGGAGACGUGCAUUGUUCGGACAGUAGGCAGCUAUACGAAGACCAGCUUUGCCUCGUUGGUGGUCCCAUUAUCGUGUUGGAAGUCUGUGCAUAUGUUGGGCGGCCUGAGUGUUUUUGCAUUUUCACUUUUUACGAAGUCAGCUGAGGAUGAAGAAAAAAAGAAAGAAGACGAGAUUAUUCUGCUCCUUAAAAAGGCUAAGUUAAAUAUUAUGCAAGGAGAGCUGGAAGCUGCAGACAGAAUUCUGCACAAAGCGAUACGACUGGCUCAUGAGUCUCACAACACCCAAGCAAUCAUCUAUACGUAUGACAUGAUGGCAAAUGUAGCUUUUCUUCAAGGGCAUCUUCUCAAUGCCGAGAAGCUAUUCAAAGCUACUCUGAGUUUCCUCCUUGCAAAUGCAACAAAAGAGGAUGACAAUGCUGUUAUUGAGAUAUCUCUUAAGUUGGCCAGUAUUUAUGCAGCUCAGAACCGGCAUGACUUAGCUGUCCAGGGAUUUGAAUUCUGCACUUCGACUUUAGAGGAGAAAAUUACAAAGUUGGAUUCACUCUCAGCUGAAGAGCAAGACAACACUCGACUACUGCUAGGUUUAUGUCUGGAUUCAUAUGCACGCUAUCAGAUGUCACGGAGCCAGCUUGAAAGUGCCUGCAUCUCCUAUAAGAAAGCCAUCCAGAUCUCCUGUGAGGUGCAGGGACUCAGCCACCCACAGAGUCUGGUGCUCAUGAAUGACAUGGCAACUGUGCUGGAUCUGCAAGGUCACCAUGAUGACGCUUAUAAGGAGAUGAAGAAGGUGCUCGAACUGGCAAGAGAGACUGGGCACCCACAGCACCAUGCAUUUCUGGUGAACAUGGCUGGCAUUCUGAUGCACCAAGGGCAGCAUGACACUGCUCAGCAAUUCUACAAGGAAGCACUGAGUCUGGCACAGAAACUUGGGGAUGAGAUAGUGGUGGAAAAGGUACAAGAAGGUCUGGAGGAACUGGAAGAUAGAAGACGCAGAAAUAUUUAAUUCCAUUUAUUGGAAUAGUGGCUACUAUAGCAUUGCCCAGAGAAAGCAGGAAGGAACAAGGCCAUGUUGGUAAUGGAGAAGAGGGAGUUGAACAGUAGACAUAAACGUGCGAGUUUCAAAAUGUCAAGCGGAUCAUUUGAAAAGCGCGAUAAAGAUGUGCAUACAAGAAAAUCUUAAUAUAUUGUUACUUGAUAAGGUACUCCAUUAUCCUUGACUAUUUCAGGUUAACUCGGACUUCUUCUUAGGCACCACUCAUUCUUUUGAGAUGUGCAAAUAAUUAUAGCCACAGAAUCUGAAAAAUGUAGACAACAGAAAUAAUUAUAAAGAGACAUUUGUGUGUAAUGGAAUGUCAGCCACCUUCAUUAAGCUGCUAUGGUCUGUGGAAAGUGUAAAACAAAUGAAGUGUGUCCUGUGUUUGACAUUCUCACUGCGAGUAAGAAGAGAUAGGAGACGUUGUCAAGUUUUGAUUUUGCUGUGUUUCCUAUAACGUCAUACAUGUAAGCUCCUGUUGCCAGUCGUAACCUACAUGAAGUUUCUAUUUGCUUUCUUAACCCUGGACAGAAUAUGCAGGUUAUUGUACAUUUUUUCACAAUUCAAGACGGGUGUAGAAAAUGUAAAGGAAAUUCCCAACAGUACUGAAGUGAAUGGAGUCUGAAUGUAGCUGAAAGGACAUGUGGUUUCAACAACUUGUGCUAACAGAAUUUCUAGUUAGAAGGAAAUCCUGCUGCUGGCUUUCGUAAAUGACCUCAUCACGCAUGUGGAGAAGCCUGCAUGGUUGCAAACAUCGUUAUCUGAUGGACUUGGAGACAGAAUGUGAUUGACUGAAUGGUCCCCUCAUUUGUCAAAUGUUUUUUGUGUAUGGUCUAAAAGCGUAUUAUAUUAAAGAUGCAUAGAAAAUA
Erpetoichthys calabaricus (reedfish) is the source of this 2027-nucleotide messenger RNA. It is a transcript of the gene ttc19, whose product is annotated as tetratricopeptide repeat domain 19. Bases 31 to 1128 code for a protein of 365 amino acids. Gene Ontology annotation, molecular function: protein binding. Gene Ontology annotation, biological process: mitochondrial respiratory chain complex III assembly. The record is from RefSeq and is a predicted model, not a curated record. Gene Ontology annotation, cellular component: mitochondrial inner membrane. NCBI's taxonomy places the organism in Eukaryota, Metazoa, Chordata, Cladistia, Polypteriformes, Polypteridae. The transcript is spliced from 10 exons.